Messenger RNA from Striga asiatica, 6111 nucleotides. Lineage: Eukaryota; Viridiplantae; Streptophyta; Magnoliopsida; Lamiales; Orobanchaceae. The record is from the annotation of a GenBank genome assembly.
GUCUGCCAUAUGUAUCUCAGGUUUUUAUCUCUGCUGUGAAUACCGUUUACCAGUCAAGUCUGAUAUUUAUCUUCCUUUCUUGGCGAAAAAGAUAGUUGAGAAAGAAGAUUGAACGCGCGCACAUUUAUUAUAAGCAUCUAUAUAUAAACUCAUUAUCUUAAUCCCCAAAUGCUCUCAUAUUUCACCAAUCUUCCAUUCACACACUUACUCCUAGGAUUUUUCUCUGGUUUCCUUUAAUCAAUUUCAGUACUCGAUGCAUUUGCAUAACGCAUGGCUGCCGCCGCCCGUGGCGGAGGAGACGAAAAGGGAGAAGCAUGCCUUCGCCGGAGUAGUUAAUUCCGUCAAGGAGUCUUACAAUCCAGAAGAUCCUGAAUCGGUUUACUCUACUCUGAAAUGGGUCUCUGUUAUUGAUCUGUUUUGUGAAGGCCAAAAGUGAUCUAUCCGUUGAGGAUGUUACGACCCUUGUAGAAGUUGGAUUAGAACUGUUCCAUGUCUCAGAGAAUAAAAUAUAUGCUCAGGUUAGAUGGGGAAACAUCUUGGUGAAACUGUUGAAUAAAUACAGGAAAAAGUUGUCCUUAAAAGUUCAGUGGAGGCCUCUAUACAAUAUUUUGAUUCACACACACUUUACCAGGAAUACUGGCCCUGAAGGAUGGAGACUAAGACAACGCCAUUUUGAGACAGUUACUUCCCUAGUUCGUUCUUGCCGGAGAUUCUUUCCUCAAGGUUCUGCCUCUGAGAUAUGGUCUGAGUUUAGAUCCCUGUUGGAAAAUCCAUGGCAUAACGCAGCUUUUGAAGGGGCUGGAUUUGUACGGCUGUUCCUCCCUACAAAUGUUGAAAAUCAGGAUUUCUUUAAACCUGAGUGGAUAAGAUUAUGUCUAGAUCAUUGGGCUUCUAUACCAAAUUGCCAGUUCUGGAACAGUCAAUGGGCCUCUGUUACAGCUCGUGUCAUAAAGAGCUAUCCCUUUAUUGAGUGGGAUCAUUUCUUGCCCGAUCUGUUCAGUGUCUACUUGAAUAUAUUUGAGGUUCCGGUGGCUAAUGGGAGUGGAUCAUAUCCUUUCCCUACAGAUGUUCCUAGAAACACGCGGUUUUUGUUUGCAAAUAGAAGUAUCACACCAUCAAAAGCAAUUGCUAAAUCAAUAGUGUAUCUAUUGAACCCUGGUAGCUCUGCACAAAGGCACUUUGAGGAAUUGGCCAACCUCUUAGAACAAUAUUACCAUCCUUCAAACGGUGGUCGGUGGACAUACUCAUUGGAACGGUUUCUGUUCCACUUAGUGGCUAGCUUCCAGAAACGCUUGCAACAUGAGCAAUUGAACAAUACUGUCAGCAAGCAAUCUGAACUAUUACUGGCAGAGUCUGACAGGGUUUCUUUUGUGAAAACUGUCCUGAAGUUUAUCGACCGUGGCCAGUAUAGUAAAAAUGACCAGCUCUCUGAAACUGUUGCGUCCACAACUUCUAUCUUGUCAUAUGUGGAACCAUCCUUGGUUUUGCCAUUUAUGGCGUCUAGAUUCCACAUGGCUUUGGAGACUAUGACAGCCACCCACCAGUUGAAGAGUGCCGUGACAUCUGUGGCAUUUGCUGGAAGAUCACUGGUUUUUAGCUCUUUGUCGGACUUGCCUAUGGAGUCAACUAUGACCAGUGGAUAUGAUUCAUAUGCUGAUCUUCUAGUAAUCUCUUUGUCUAAUGCUUUACUUGGUAUGGAUGCCAAUGACCCACCCAAAACCCUGGCAACCAUGCAACUGAUUGGAUCUCUAUUCUCUAGUAUGUCUUCUGUGGAUGAUAAUAUAAAUGUGGGGUCGUUAUUCUCAUCAUUUCACUUCUCGGAAUGGCUGGACGAGUUCUUGUGCCGUCUAUUUGCUUUACUUCAACACUUGGAACCUAGUAGUGUACUGAAUGAAGGCUCUCAUACACCAGCCACUUCCGGGACUUUCCUUGUGGAGGAGGGUCCACACUACUUCUGUAUGCUGGAAAUAUUGCUCGGCAGACUCUCAGAUACACUCUACAAACAGGCACUUAAAAAAAUUUCAAAGUUUGUCUUGUCAAAUAUUCUUCCUGGAGCAAUUGCAGAAGUUGGACUACUUUGUUGUGCUUGUGUUCACUCAAAUCCACAAGAGGCAGUUGUUCAACUUGUCAGACCAAUUUUGGAGUCAGUAAUUUCUGCUUUGAAAGCUGCACCGAGCUCUGGUUUUGGAACUAGAUCAACUUAUGCCUCUUCCUCAAUCAAGGAAAAAUCAACCCUGUCUCCAGCGCUAGAGACAGCAAUUGAGUAUAAGUUGAAAGUACUUUCUGUUGCGAUCUGUUAUGGAGGUCCAUCACUUAUCCAGUUCAGGGACCAAUUCAAAGAAGUUAUUGUUUCUGCCUUUGAUUCGACAUCUUGGAAGGUUAAUGGGGCUGGUGAUCACGUUCUCCGUUCACUUUUAGGAAGCCUUGUUCACUAUUAUCCGGUCGACCAGUACAAGUGUGUUACCCAUCAUCCUUUUGCUGCUUCACUAGAGCAAUGGAUUGAUACGAAGGAUUGUUCGCUCGAUAAGCCAGUGAUGGGACCAAAGUGGCAUGUCCCUACAGAGGAAGAAAUUAAUUUAGCAAAUGAGCUACUUAAGCUGCACUUUGAAUCUGCGCUUGAUGACCUGCUAACAAUCUGCAGAUCCAAGAUUCAUUCGGAUCCAGGAGACGAGAAAGAUCACUUAAAAGUGACUCUUCUACGUGUUGAUUCUUCAUUACAAGGUGUCUUGUCUUGUUUACCUGAUUUCAGGCCUUCCUCUGACAAUGGAAUGGUUAAGGAGGCAGGCCGUUCUUUUUUUGUGAUUGCUGGGGCUACUGGGUCAUGUGUUGGUAGCUCAGAAUUACGUGAAAAAGCUGCUGAUGUUAUCCACGAAACUUGCAAAUACUUAUUGAAGGAGAAGUCUGAUGAUAGCAUUUUGUUGCUACUUCUCAUCCGGGUGAUGGAUACAUUGGGAAAUUAUGGAAGUUCAGAAUAUGAGGAGUGGUCUAACCACAGGCAGGCCUGGAAGCUGGAAUCUACUGCCAUUGUAGAGCCUCCAAUAAAUUUUAUUGUGUCAUCUCACUCGAAAGGAAAAAGAAGGCCUCGGUGGGCACUAAUUGACAAAUCUUAUAUGCAUAACACUUGGAGGUCAUCACAGUCGUCAUACCAUUUGUCCCGCGCAAGUGGGAACAUAUUUCCAUCAGAUCGUGUGAUUUGUUUAAUGGACGAUCUUCUCGAUCUGUGUUUACAUAGUUAUGAAACAGUUCGGAGGCUUGCUGCAAAAUCUAUCCUGAAGAUGAUGAAGAGAUGGCCAUCUACAAUUUCGAAGUGUGUGGUAACUCUUUCUGAAAAUCUUAGAAAUCCAAGCUUGCCAGAAUAUGCGGUGUUAGGUUCUUGUGCAGUACUUUCAUCCCAAACAGUUCUCAAGCGUUUAACAACGGAAAGGAAGGCUCUUUCAUCGUUCCUUAUAGGAGUUCUAUUCAGCUCCCAUCAUGAAUCAAUAAAAGCUCAGAAAGCAAUAACUGAGCUUUUUGUCAAGUAUAAUAUCCAUUUUGCUGGACUGUCAAGAAGCAUCUUUGGAGCCCCAGGCAAUCAUACCGAUGGGCCUAGUUUUCCAGAUUUGGUUGCUGAAAUUGGUUCAAUGAGUUUUGAAAGUAGCAACUUGCACUGGAGGUACAAUUUAAUGGCUAAUAGAGUUUUGCUGUUGCUGGCUAUGGCAUCUAGUAAUGAUCCGAAUGUGUCCCCAAAAGUUGUGAGUGAAAUCGCUGGACACUUCUUGAAGAAUUUAAAAAGCCAACUUCCACAAACCAGAAUACUAGCAAUCUCAGCUCUAAACACGCUUCUGAAAGAGUCACCAUACAAAUAUACAGCAGAGAACUGUGCCAAUGCCCAUGGAUAUCUGGAAGGAGACACAAAAUCGUCUCUUGAAGGAGCCUUAAGUGAUAUUUUCCAGGAAGAAGGCUUCUUUAGUGAGACUUUGAAUAGCCUUUCUCAUGUCCAUAUUAUCACUGACAUGGAGACUGCUCCUUCCAGAGGACAUUAUGGAAGUUCUACCAUGCAGAGUUUUGCUGACAAAUCAAUAACGCGUUUCUACUUCGAUUUUUCUGCUUCAUGGCCUCGCACUCCUAGUUGGAUAUCAUUAUUUGGAAAUGAUACUUUUUAUUCAAACUUUGCACGGAUCUUUAAGAGAUUAAUCCAAGAAUGUGGCAUGCCUGUUUUGCUGGCUCUGAGGACUGCACUGGAGGAGUUUGUUGAUGCUAAGGAGAGAUCAAAGCAAUGUGUUGCUGCUGAAGCUUUUGCUGGGAUACUGCAUUCUGAUGUCUUCGGUGUUUCAGAAGCAUGGGACAGCUGGAUGGUGGGUCAGCUGCAGAAUAUCAUUCAUGCACCAACUGUGGAGUCUAUUCCGGAGUGGGUCGCAAGUAUUCGUUAUGCAGUCACUGGGAAGGGAAAGUCAGGAACUAGAGCUCCACUUCUGAGACAUAAAGUAAUUGAUUGCCUGAUGAAACCUUUAUCUCAAACAGUCACUUCUGCUGUAGUUUCCAAACGCUAUACCUUGCUUUCGGCCGUUCUCAUAGAGAUAUCUCCUCCAAGAAUGCCUGAGAUUGAAAUAGUGUUUCACUAUAAUCUUCUGGUGGAGUUGCUGAAUAACAUGAGUCACUCGUCCGCACAGCACUUUGUUAUGGGGAUGGGAAGUGUACAAACAAAAUAUGUUUUGGCUUUCUGGGGAUGGGGUGUUAGAGUGUUUGCCUUACCCGAUGAUAAAGUAGUGAUGUUUUCUGUAGUUCCUCAGAGAAGUCCUGUUCCAGUUCUUUCAAUAGGAACUUAUCUGGUUAUAUCUUCUCCAUUUCCUCACAAGUGUUUCUUCAACUAUCAUCUUACUAAUUCUUUUGUACAAAAGGUGAGAGAAGCCAUUGGUGUUACACUUUCGGUAUUAUGCUCGAACCUGCGGCUUUGUGCGUCCUUUGGCAAUGAGCACUUGAAUGUGGAGGUACCCAGUGGCUCAGAUGUAAAAGCUGCAGGAUGGGAUCAAUAUCUGGUACAACGGGCCACUGAACUGGUUACGAAGAUACAAAACGUCAGUGCAUCAGAAACUUUAGACAUGUCAACUGAUAAUAUAACUCAGAACGGGGUGUCAACUGGCAAUACUAAAGAUGAUAUCAGAUGGAUGGAGACGUUGUUUCACUUUAUCAUAUCAACUUUGAAGUCUGGAAGGUCACCGGUUAUGCAAGAUGUUAUUGUAGAACUAUUUUACCCUGUGAUAUCAUUACAGGAAACAUCAAAUAAAGAUCUGUCGAAUCUGGCUAAGGCUGCAUUUGAAUUGCUAAAAUGGAGGGUGUCUGGGGAACCUCAUCUACAGAAAGCUGUGCCUAUUAUUCUUUCUUUGGCCAGUGAUGCCAAUUGGAGAACUCGAUCCGCAACUUUAACAUUUUUGCGAAGUUUUAUGUAUGCUAAUUUUGGAGGUGCCUAUUUCUUAGGUGCGGUAAGGGAGCAUGCUGCUGCAGUUUUAGCCGGACUGAUGAAGAGUGGGGAUCAAGGUUUAGUUGAAGGUUUUCGCCAAAGGGCUUAUGAACAAGCGAGUGCUAUAAUUAAGAAAAGGAAGAACAGAAAAGUGGUUUCUACUUUGCCCUUGGCAUCUGUGCAUGGCUCAAUACUUGCUUUGGCAGCUUGUGUGCUGUCGGUUCCUUAUGAUAUGCCCAGUUGGUUGCCGGAGCACGUAACGUUGCUUGCCCGCUUCGUGUCAGAGCCUUCACCACUGAAAUCAACAGUUACAAAAGCUAUAGCCGAAUUUCGCCGCACGCAUGCAGACACAUGGAAUGUGCAUAAAGACUCGUUCACUGAAGAGCAACUCGAGGUUCUGGCUGAUACUUCAUCGUCAUCUUCGUACUUUGCUUGAUACAAAGCCAGUUGCAAAAGAAAGGUAUAACAUAGACAUCAUGGAUGUAUCAUUUGAUAUAUUUGUAUUACAUUCUGUAAUAUGAAAUAUUGUUACGUGCUCUACAUGGUUUUAUAUGCCUCAUUUCUUUGAGGUUCGAGAGAAAUAAAUAUAUUACUGUAAGUUGGAAAGUGUUGUAUUUCUAAUGACUGGUUCUUUCCUUUCCUAAAACCCAUGCCAACAUCCCCCUAAUUUCGUC